Messenger RNA from Phragmites australis (common reed), 2352 nucleotides. RefSeq names its product rab escort protein 1-like. Gene Ontology annotation, cellular component: Rab-protein geranylgeranyltransferase complex; nucleus; cytoplasm. The transcript is spliced from 10 exons. NCBI's taxonomy places the organism in Eukaryota, Viridiplantae, Streptophyta, Magnoliopsida, Poales, Poaceae. Gene Ontology annotation, biological process: intracellular protein transport; vesicle-mediated transport; small GTPase-mediated signal transduction. The record is from RefSeq and is a predicted model, not a curated record. Gene Ontology annotation, molecular function: GDP-dissociation inhibitor activity. Bases 257 to 1936 code for a protein of 559 amino acids.
AGCUCGGUGUUUGCGGCAGGCUCUGUAUUUUUUUUUUAAUUUUAUCCUUGUUAGGAUACUGUUGUUGUGAUAUGCAUAUGAUGCUUUUGUUUUAAUGGAUAUCACCCCUUCUAAAAAAACUUGUACUGCAAGGCCAGCGAGCCCGGCGGCGGCCGUCUCGGGGUGAAAGAAAAUAAACGCUACCCGGCGGCGGCAGUCUCGUCGAGUCCGAGCUCGUGCUCGUGCGCGCAGCACCCUGCUAGACUGGCCGGCGAGCAUGGCGGAAGAUCCCGCCGCCACCUCCUCCGCCAUUGCCAUUGCCGCCGGCGACCGCGGCGGAAACCUGCACGACUACCCCACCAUCGAUCCCACCUCGUUCGACGUGUUCAUCUGCGGCACAGGCCUCCCGGAGUCCGUCCUGGCCGCCGCCUGCGCCGCCGCCGGGAAGACCGUCCUCCACGUAGACCCCAGCCCGUUCUACGGCUCCCUCUACUCAUCUCUCCCGCCCCCCUCCCUCCCCUCAUUCCUCUCCCCCUCCCCAUCCCCGCCCUCCUCGGCUGCGGCCGCCGCCUCCUUCGAUUCGCACACCGUCGUCGAUCUCCACCGCCGCUGCCUAUACUCGGAGCUCGAGACCUCGGGGGCGGCGCCCGAGCCGUCGAGGCGGUUCACGGUCGACCUGGUGGGUCCCCGGGUGCUGUACUGCGCCGACGAGGCCGUGGAUCUUCUCCUGAGGUCAGGGGGUAGCCACCAUGUGGAGUUCAAGAGCGUCGAGGGGGGCAGCCUCCUCUACUGGGAGGGCCGUCUCUACCCGGUGCCGGACUCCAGGCAGGCUAUCUUCAAGGACGCCACCCUCAAGCUUAAGGAGAAGAAUGUCCUGUUCAGGUUCUUCAAGCUUGUGCAGGCGCACAUUGCCGCCUCGGCUUCUGCCGAUGAGGGAGAAGAGGGCGAUGCUUCUGCUAAGAUUCCUGAGGAGGACCUGGACAUCCCCUUCAUCGAGUACCUCAAGAAGCGGCAGCUUUCACCCAAAAUGAGGGCGGUUGUCUUGUAUGCCAUUGCCAUGGCAGAUUAUGAUCAAGAUGGUGCUGACUCUAGUGAAAAACUGCUAACGACGAGAGAGGGAAUCCAGACCAUUGCUCUGUACUCCUUAUCCAUUGGGAGGUUUGCUAAUGCAGAAGGUGCUUUCAUUUAUCCUAUGUAUGGGCAUGGUGAGCUGCCUCAAGCUUUCUGCCGCUGUGCUGCUGUUAAGGGUGCCCUAUAUGUGUUGCGGAUGCCAGUGGCUGCACUUCUUGUGGAUGAGGAAAAGAAGCAUUUUGUAGGUGCCAGAUUGGCAUCUGGUCAGGAUAUUUUGUGCCAGCAGUUGAUACUUGAUCCGUCAUACAAAAUUCCUACCUUGGAUGUGCCAUGUGAUGGUUCAGACUCAAACUUGCCAAGAAAAGUUGCAAGGGGAAUAUGCAUAAUUAGCAAGUCUGUGAAACAGGAUUCAUCAAAUGUUCUGGUUGUUUUCCCACCAAAAUCACUAGAAGAGCAGCAGGUUGCAGCUGUUCGGGUUCUUCAGUUGAGCAGCAAUCUAGCAGUAUGCCCUCCUGGAAUGUUUGUGGCAUAUCUGUCUACUCCCUGUGCUGAUGCCUCCACUGGAAAGCAAUGCAUAAAAAAAGCAAUAGAUGUUCUUUUCAGUCCUCAGGCAUCAGAUGGUUCAGAAGGCCACCUGGAGACAACUAGUGAAAACGAUGAGGAUGUGAAGCCAACACUGAUUUGGAGCUGUGUAUAUGGUCAAGAGAUCACACAGGGAACAUCUGGUUCUUUGCUGUCGUGCCCCAUGCCUGAUGCAAGUCUGGACUACAGGAAUAUACUGGAAUCAACAAAAAAGUUAUUUGUAGAUAUUUGUCCGAAUGAAGAAUUCUUGCCUAGAAAGGCAGCUCCUGUAUAUGCCGAUGAUGACUCUGAUUCUGCGGAGUAAAACUAUUUGUCUAGAGGAUUUCACAUUUUGCUGGAGAGUAUUUCUACAGAAGAUGCAUGAAGGUGUCGUCCUCCAUGCUACGGUGUACCUCGAAGUUCAGAGUACAAAAGAGCGUGUAGCAAGGAGAGGCUGUUGCAUUGCCGAACAGUUGUACCCCUUUUCCAACGUCCAGGUGGGUGGUGGCUAGUCGUAUAUCACAUUACUAGGAAAACAUUCCAUGGCGCUUGAUGUUUAGAUACAUACUUUCCACAUGCUCGGUUCAAAUGGGGUACUGCUGCUUCCAUAGCUGUAUAGAUUCCUGCAGCACUUGCUGUAUACAGGGUUACAGUAUGCUGUACGGCACACAUGCUGAAUUCUCGAUUUGAUUCAUGAAUGAAAUCGUUUAACGAGUGAGAGAAAGAGAAAGGACAUUGAAA